AGCACUAUCUAUACAUUAUUAAUUCCAAAACUUUGUGUGAGUACAUAUCUCUCUCUUCAAUUUCCAUAUAGUAUCAUUAUUUAUUUUGUAUAGUAGAGAAGAAAAACAAGUAAUGGACUUGAAUCUCAAGGAAACUGAGUUAUGUUUGGGGAUGCCUGGUGUUGGAGGAGAUCACAAUAUUAAGAAAAGAGGAUUUUCUCAAACUGUUGAUCUCAAACUCAACCUCGAUAAUCCUUCUAUCAACAUCAACAAUACUUCUUCCAAUCUCAAGCCACCAACUAAGGCUCAAGUGGUGGGGUGGCCACCAGUAAGAUCAUUCAGAAAGAACAUAAUGUGUCAAAAAGGGAACAAUAAUGUAGAAAUUAGUGAGAAGGGAGAAAAAACAAUAGCAUUUGUGAAGGUCUCCAUGGAUGGUGCACCUUACCUUCGUAAGGUAGAUUUAAAGAUGUACAAAAGUUACCAACAACUCUCUGAUUCUUUGACCAAGAUGUUUAGCUCCUUUACUAUGGGUAAUUAUGGGUCCCAAGGAAUGAUAGAUUUUAUGAAUGAGAGGAAACUGAUGGAUGUCCUCAAUAGUUCUGACUAUGUACCUACCUAUGAAGAUAAGGAUGGGGACUGGAUGCUUGUUGGAGAUGUACCUUGGCAGAUGUUUGUUGAUUCAUGCAAGCGUUUACGCAUAAUGAAAGGAUCAGAAGCCAUUGGACUUGCACCAAGAGCCAUGGAGAAAUGCAAGAACAGGAGCUGAGCAAUUACUUCAGCAACUCAUAUAUGGAGACUCAAAAAUGUUGAUGAAGAAUGAAGCAAUCAAUUUCCAUGGUGUCUGUAUUUUUAUUUGAUAGUUAGUAGUAUAUAAAUAUAUAGAUAAUUAUCUUUGGACAUUUGUAAUUGGACAAGAAGCAAUAAACAAAAAAAUACUAGUCUUGCUUGUUUAUUUCUAAUAGGCUUUGUUUAAUUAUUGUCCCUCAACUUUUAUUAUUUUAUUUUCCUUUUGCUUGUUUCUGUUU
Messenger RNA from Solanum stenotomum, 1004 nucleotides. RefSeq names its product auxin-responsive protein IAA14-like. Gene Ontology annotation, molecular function: protein binding. The coding region runs from base 113 to 745 and encodes 210 amino acids. The transcript is spliced from 5 exons. The record is from RefSeq and is a predicted model, not a curated record. Gene Ontology annotation, biological process: regulation of DNA-templated transcription. Gene Ontology annotation, cellular component: nucleus. NCBI's taxonomy places the organism in Eukaryota, Viridiplantae, Streptophyta, Magnoliopsida, Solanales, Solanaceae.